This is a messenger RNA of Xyrichtys novacula (pearly razorfish), 6952 nucleotides long. NCBI's taxonomy places the organism in Eukaryota, Metazoa, Chordata, Actinopteri, Labriformes, Labridae. The record is from the annotation of a GenBank genome assembly.
GUGUGUGUGUGACCGUGAAGUCACCACAGUCACGUGACAGAGUCAGACAUGGCGUCCUCCCGGAGACUGCAGCUGUGUUUACGUUCAGGCUUCUACAGUCUCUUAUUUUACUUUAUUUAUUCUCACUUUGAAGUGGUUUUAACGGAGGAGGUGGAGAGCUGCGACGACCUGAAACUCGGACAGUAUCCUUUAUUAUUAUUAUUGAUUUUAACGUUUAUAUUAAUCAGGAGGUUAAUUAACGGGAGGGUCAGCUAACAUUAGCUACAGUUAUCAUCUUUACUGUUUAUCAAAGACAAAUUAAACAUCAUUAAACCUGAUAUAUCAGCUGAUUUUAGUGUGUGUUUGAAGGUUAGUUAGGACAGAUAAAAAGGCUGUGUGUUAUUAUACAGGUACAGAUUUAGUAAACUGGUGUUUUUGAUGUUUUACGUUAUUUAACCGUUUGGUUUGUCCACAUUUAUAAACGCCAGAGUGUGGACAUCUAGACCCAUUUAUGUCUACGUGUGGUCUUUAUCGUUUUCUGUUAAUCAGACUGAGAUAAAGUAAAGACAACAGCAGGUAAAAAACCACUAAAUUACAGCAACGAACACGAUAAAUGACCGCUAAAUAACGAUAAAACAGUUAGAUAAUGAUAAAACACUAUUAAAUAACGAUAAAACAGUUAAAUAAUGAUAAAACACUAUUAAAAACGCUAAAACACAUUUAAAUGACGGUAAAACAUUAUUAAAUAACGGUAAAACAUUGUUAACUGACAGUAAAUCACUGUAGAAUAAUACUUAAACACAGUUAAAUAAGAGUAAAACACCAUCACAGUGAUAUCUACUGCAGACAUCAGUGUUGAGGGUAUAAAUUUGUUAUAAUGACAUCAUGUUUAUAAAUCACUAUUGAUUAAACUGCUGCUGUAUUUAAAUAUAAAACCACUCAGUUAAAAAGUGUUUGUAGUCAUUUAAGAAAAGUCUGUUUCUGAAUCGGCCUCCUGUGUACUCCUGCCAACCGCAGUGUUCAGUACAUACUGUAUACUGAGUACUGUGUUCUAUAGUAGUAUUCAGUCUGACUGUUAUUCUGUAGUAUGGUUGGUCUGGUUUAACUGGUUUCCAGUAUGAAAAAGUCCGUCAUACUCUGGUAAAUUAAAGCGACGCCACAGAGUUGUUCGUUCAUUUACACACUGAAAAAAAUUCUUGUUUUAAUUUGAUUUUUUUCUGGAUUUUUUUAGUCCAAAACCAUCAGAACAUGUUCUGUCUCUGCAACGACUCGUCGAUGAUCUGGCGGCGUUUGAUUCUCAUCACGGCGCUGUAAAUACAGCAGACGUUCAGAUGGUCAAAUAGCGUCUUGUCUGCUGAUUGAGUCCGACUGUUUUAACGUUUACUCUCCUUUCUGCAUUAAAGCUUUAGACCCCCUCUAAUGUCAGUUGUCUGGAAACAUGGCUGAUGGCGUGCGCCGUGUGAGGUCAACAUCAGGCGUACCGUACAGAUUAGAGGACGAGGAGAAGGCGGAAAAUUUGAGGCUUUGAUGGAAAUAGAGGAUAAAAACUGUCCGGUAUGAAAACAGACAUUCUUGUCAGCGGUUUUCACACAGAAAGAAGAAGAAGAAGACGAAGAAGAAGAAGAAGAAGAAGAAGACAGGCUGUCAGAGGACGGAUCUGUUAGCUGUCCUCUUAAUGAACGCUCCGCUCAAACGUUUUAACGCUCUCCAUUAUUCCGCCGUCUGCCCAGGCACUUUGCAUUGUGGGUAACAGUAGGCGAAGCAGACUGGUCCGAUACAUACUGUGAAAUUUUCCUGAAUCAGCACGUCAUCCGGGUGUUUUUGGCAAACUGUAAAGUUCAUACUUGUUCACCUGCUGCAGACUGUAAACUGAAUGUUGGGUAAAUCUGAACGAACUGUGAGGACAGGAGGAGAGUUCAAAGAUGGCGAGGGACAGCAUGUGUAGACUGAGGUGCUGCUGCGGUCAUAUUUCAGGUUAUUUUAUGACAGUUUAAUGCCUACAGCGUGUUUGGUUUGGAUGUUCAGUCAGUGGUCUCCUGGUCUGGAUCCUUCACUCCUCUCAGGUAUCUCUGCAAAGAUCCAAAGAUCGAUGAGUCCACUCAGGAGCCGGAGACCUGCAAAGACAUGACGGCCUGGGGUGAGUGGACUCUUCACACGCUGCAGGACGUCCUCUGUUUGACCUCUGGGAGGGUUUCAGUCCCUCAAACAUAAAACACACUGACUAUGUUACAUGUUAUUUAAUCAUUUUAUUUUGAAAGGGCUUUGGAAGUGAAAAUUAUGGGAAAAUAAUCUUAAUCAAAGAGUUUUGUUAAACAGAUCUGUUAACCCUUCAGCUCGGAGGUGAAAAUAAAAAACACGUGAUCACCUUUAACUUCCACCUUCAUCCUGAUGGUCUCCUAAAAGGUCGUAUCCUCCGAUCGUAGCUGAUCGUAACCAUUCAAGUUAACGUGUCAAUUUACACCGACUUCUUUCCGUUCCUCUGCGGAUCGCCGGACUCCUCAGCUGAUCACAAGAGUUCUAUUUUUUCUGGACGCCGGAGCAUGGCGGAUAAAUUCAGCACAGAUUAACCCGUGCUGGAAAGGAAGUCGGGCACAGACACAAAAUAAAACAUCCGGCUUCUUUUCAAAAUAAAACGCUCCGUGUUUCAGGAGGAUCGUAUUUCACACCAUGCAAACGGGCGGAGACGAACAAGUGAAAGGUUUUUAGACGUCAUUUCACCCCGAUGACACCAUGGAUGAGGAGAUGCUGAUUCUAGAAGUCUAGAAGUAGAUUUCCUCCUCUGGAAGGACACAAUCUACUGCUUAUAUGUCUAUGUGUCUGUCUUUAUAGAGACAACUUGUUAUCGUGAGAUUGAACGUGAAUCUGCGGGUUCUUGUGAGUUUUUGCGAUUCCCACUGUCUGAAAUCCGCCACGAAAUUCGCCUCACAAACGGAUGCGGUAGAAAUUGGCAGACGGUGAAAAUCGCCGCCGUUCUGGAUGCGGUGGAAAUUGAGGAAAACUCAUGUACAGAAAACCAUCUUUAACCUGCUGCUACAACCUUCAGAUUCAACCUUAUUCUCUUCUUAUCAGUCGACUGUAGAGAUUCAGAUUGUUCUAAUAGUCUACCUGUGUGUGUGUGUGUGUGUGUGUUUGUGUGUGUGUGUGUGUGUGUGUGUUUGUGUGUGUUUACAGUGGAGUGCCUCCCAGCUCCGAACAUCAGCUGUCGGCUUUCUAACGGGACAGAGUUCAGGUUCAGCGGUGAGGAGGUGGGCUUCAACAAAACCAUCCCCUGCAGGAAUGUGUGAGUGCUCUGAUACACACAAACACACACACACACACACACACACACACACACACACACACACACACACACACACACACACACACACACACACACACACACACACACACACACCUCCUGUUCAGAGGAUAAACUGUCAGCUUCAGGGUUGAUUUAUCAGAGUUUUCAGAUUUUCUCUUCCUGAAUCUAAAACAAAGACAUUUAUGUUCACAGUGAUAAUGAUACUGCUCUGAUCAAUAUGAUCAAUAAGAUCAAUAGGAUCAUGUCUGAUCACUCUGGUGUUUCCUCUCAGGAGCGGUUACUCCUAUAAGGUCGCUGUGGCUCUGUCUCUGUUCCUGGGCUGGCUCGGAGCCGACCGCUUCUACCUGGGAUAUCCUGCUCUAGGUACACACACACACACACACACACACACAUACACACACACACACACACACACACGUACACAUGUACACACACACGUACGUACACACACACACACACACACACACACAUUCAGUGAUUUUGAAGCGUGCUUGUCUGAGUUAUCGUCAGUCUUCAGGGUUUUAGUCACAGUGGAUGUUAGUACUUGUUUGUAGAGAGACCUCAGACCAGUCCAUUACGGACUACAGCGGGGUGACGCAGCUCAAGGAAGAACAUCUAUGAUCAUUUCUUUAUCAUUUCCCUGAAGUAAUAAUCUCCAUAUUAAUCAUUUUACAGACGCGGUAGUUCUUCUGUCUCAGCGUCUCGGUCUGAUUGUAUUUCCAUGAAGAAAUGAUCAUAAAUGUUCUUCCUUGAGCUGCGGCACCCCGCUGUAGUCUGUAAUGGACUGGCCUGAGGUCUCUGUAGAGAAGCAAGCGGUCAACAACAUUCAUCUCUGGAGGGGGGGUCUAACUCGGUGUUAAGGUGGGGUUGACCCUAGAUUAAUUUUACGCCUGAAUAUCCCUUUAAUGGUCAUUUUGUCUCCCUGAGCGCUGAUGGAAACAGGAAGUCCAUAUUUGGAGUUUUUUCAGCCUGAAUUGUGUUUUUGUUUGUCACUGAUCUCCACACAAUACAGAGUAAUAAUAACAUUUAUGAUGAACACAAGAGUGAGACUGAGCCACACUCAUCCUUCUUUAACCACACACCUGCAGGAAUACAAAGGCUGUGAGUGUGUGAGUGUGUGUCAGUGUGUGUGUGUGUGUGUGCGUGGGUGUGUGUGUGUGGUCUGGAUGGAGGACAGCUGCCUCGUUUGGCUCACGUUUGUUCGAUCUGAGCCAAACCAGAUUUUUCCUGAAAAUGAAUUUCAGAAAAGGAGUUUGUUAAAAAACCUUCAACAGUCACACUAACCCAGAAUAAACCAGAUUAAACCGGAUUAAACCAGAUUAAACCAGAUUAAAGGAGUUUAAAACAGGAAGUCUGACCAGCGCCCCCUACAGGCCACAGAGCAGAGAGUACAGACUGAUCCUUCAAUUGAAGGAAGUCUAAAAACAUCAAACAGGGUAGAGUUCAGAAACACAGGUAGGACACUCACUAUGGCGGUGACCUUUGACCUUUACUCACCUGGUUACCCCCCCCCCCCUCCCCAGGUCUGCUGAAGUUCUGCACCGUCGGUUUCUGUGGAAUCGGGACUUUGAUCGACUUCAUCCUGAUCGCCAUGCAGGUGAGAGUCACUGACAUAGAUCUGAAACAUAGAUCCUCUCUUCUCUCCUCUCCUCCCUCUCUCUCCUCUCUCCUUCUCUCCUCUCCUCCCUCUCUCUCCUCCCCCCUGCUCCUUUUCUCUGAAUGAUCCAUCUGAGCGGCUCACGGCGGCGGCGUUAGCGUAGCCUCAUAUUUUAGCGGCUAACCGCCCUGCAGGAGAGCGCGGCUGAUGAAAAAAGGGGCGUCGGCCUUCUGAAGAUUAUUUACGUCUGUGGUGAGCGGCGCUGCGUCUCUGAGGCGCUGCGUCUCUGCAGCAUGACUGAUGUUUCUAGAAGCUUCUAAUGGACUCUGAGAGGACGGGGACAGACAGAUGGAGAAAGGGGAGCAGGAGGUGAAGGCGGCGUGAAUCACUCCUUCCUGUUAGGCGGGACAGACGGAACAUCAUGUGACCAUCAGACUGAAGUGACCAGGAUACAUGAACCUCAGAAACAGAUCUUCAUCAUCGAGUGUCUUUGUCUCCCUCCUCUCACCCGUCUCAGUCUGUCUCAGUCUGUCUCACCCGUCUCAGUCUGUCUCACCCGUCUCUCAGGUGUGAAUGUCCUUCUCUGUCUUCUCCUCCUGCAGAUCGUCGGUCCUGCAGACGGAUCGGAUUACAUCGUGGACUAUUACGGCGCCCGGCUGACCCGCCUGUCCAUCACCAACGAGACGUACAGGAAGCCACACCUGUCUCUGUGAACACACUUGGACACGCCCACUAACAGGAACAGGGUAAAGCCACUGAUCACAUGACCCCUUCACUGACUGAAACCUCAUUUUGAAACAAAGAUGGCGGCAGCCCCCUUUUCAUGGUGAUAUCUGUAAGUUAAAAAUUUUACCCUUCCUACCAUCAUGGACGCCAUCUUGAAAAUGACGCCUUUCUCAUGGUCAAACUUUGGUCAACUUUGGGUUUGUUAUAAAGGACGUCUAAUACUAUGAAAAACAGCUGAGGAACCUUUGUUAGAUUAUUUUAGGGUCAUAUUUGUACGUGACGACAGAUCAGGAGUGAGGUUUAGAAACUCGGAGGUCUGAAGGUCGGCGCGGUCUCUGUUCGCCCUCAGCUGUUAGAUAUCAGAGCGAAGAGUCAACACGCCGACGGUCUCUCUGGGAAUAAAGGAGUGACGGCGCUCCUUUUUCCCAGCGUCCUCUCUGAUGGGUUACAGUGAAGAGUUCUGAGGGUCCGGUCCGUCACAGUUUGGUUCAGUGACCCUGAGUGUUGUUUUCUGUUUUUUCUGCAGGUCAGUGAAGUAAGCGCUGAUUAAAGGGUUAUUACGCUAAUCUGUGCUCUGAAUGACAGUUUAUGACUAAAGCUCCGCCCAGACUGUGACCUCAUCAAACAGUCACCGUUCGUCACUGACUGGAGCUUUAAUUCACUCUGUCGUCCUCUUUGUUUAUGUCAUUUGUUUUUUCAGGAGUUAUAAAUAAAGUUGUUUUUCUGUCAUUAUUGAUUAUUGUAAAUAAAAAAAAACACUUCCUAAAAAUCAAACGACUGAAACGCAAACGCUCAUCUGUGUGUGUGUGUUUGUGUGUGUGUGUGUGUGUGUGUGUGUGUGUGGAGGCUCAGAGGACAGAAAAGUGUUUUUAAAGCCUGCAGUGUCUUCUGUUUCAAUAUAAUCCAUGAAUACACACUAACACUGUGUGUGUGUGUGUGUGUGUGUGAGAAAAAGAGAGAGAGUGUGUGUCUUUUAUUUCCAUGUCGAGUUAGCAGCCAUGUGGCUUUCAUCAAAAUUCAAUUAUCAUACUGUAGCACGCUUCACAGGAGACACACACACACGUACACAGUUUAUACACACACACACACACACACUCCAGGAAGAGGAGAAAGCUGAAACAGGGAGUGUCUUAAUAGUUUCAGUAUGCUUCUCCUCACUGUAAACCUGUAUGUGUGUGUGUGUAUAUGUGUAUGUGUAAACUGUAUGUGUGUGUGUGUGUGUGUAGGGGGGGGGUUGUAACGCCUUGUAAUGGAUUAAAGGUGCAGUGCAAACGUCCCUUUUCUCAGUUUUUUUCGUUGUCUAAAUAAAAACUCGAAAAUGUUGUUGUAGGUCUAAAAUUUCUGCUGUA